Messenger RNA from Anoplopoma fimbria (sablefish), 2683 nucleotides. It is a transcript of the gene znf365, whose product is annotated as zinc finger protein 365. Lineage: Eukaryota; Metazoa; Chordata; Actinopteri; Perciformes; Anoplopomatidae. Gene Ontology annotation, cellular component: centriolar satellite. Bases 96 to 1538 code for a protein of 480 amino acids. The record is from RefSeq and is a predicted model, not a curated record. Gene Ontology annotation, biological process: telomere maintenance; regulation of neuron projection development; regulation of DNA strand resection involved in replication fork processing. The transcript has 7 exons.
GCCAUUGAUCCGUUGCUAAGUGAAUGACAUCAUGCGGGCUCAUGUCGGGUCUCCGUCUGCGACAUGCCACCUCCAGACACUAACGCUGUAGAGUGAUGCAGCAGAAGUUGUGUUCCAGAGGUUCUGGCUCUUUCCUCUUGGAGAGGAGCGUCCAGCCCUGUGGCACCAGCACCUCCUGCGACCUCCCCUUCCGCUGCCCCCGCUGUGGCGAGCAGGAGCGCUUCCGCAGCCUGGCCUCGCUCCGCGCCCACCUGGAGUACCGCCACUCCUACCGCUCGCCGGACGUGACCACCGGCGGCUUCAGCAUCACUGGCAAACUCCCCGACCCGUUGACGGCGGCUAUCCCCUGGCACGACAUGAGCCUCCCGACCCGCAGGGGCCAGCAGAGCGCGUGGAGGCCACCCCACGUCCGCUCCCUCAGUGACAGCAGGGACAGCGGGUACCCACACUCCUACAAAUCAGUGAGGAGACGCACCCAGAGUGUCGGGGUGGGGACGCAGGCUGAGGAGGAGGAGGAGGACGACGAUGAUGAUGACGACGACGACGACGAAGAGGAAUUCGGGUCAGAAGACGAAGAUGAUGAGGAUGACGACGAAGGUGAAGAAAGAGAUGGAGGUAGAAAUGAGGAGGAUAUAAAAAAGGCAAACAUAUGCCACCAUCACCUCAACCACCACCACCUCCAGUUCCCUCCUUCAGCUCCUCUUGGCGCCCAACCAGACCCGGAACUGGACUUAGACCUGGACCUGGUCGAGCAGAACUCCUACUCCGGUUUGGAGACGGCAGCAGCCUCGGCCGCAGUGCGUCGACGGCUGGCCAGGAUCCUUCGGGCGGCCGACAGCACCAUGCAGCGCCGACUCGCCAAGGUGAGCACGGAGCUCGCCCAGACCGACACGGAGCUCCUGUGUGAGCGCGCUCACUCGCAGCACCUGGCCCAGGAGAGGCAGGAGGUCGCUGACAGGGAGAGGUCGCUGAGCCGGCAGGUGGACGUGGCUGUUAUGGUGAUCGCCGCGCUGAGGGAGCAGCUCAACGCCUCCGAGAACGAGCUGGAACGUCGAGAGAGGGAGGUGAUAACCAUCCAGAAAUUUCUGGAAGCGGCGGCGAGACAGGAGACGUGCGGGAAAGUCAGAAUCCAGCGCUUCAUCGAGAAUCUGCUGGGACGCAUCGCUAUGGCCGAGAGACUGGUGGAGUAUUACCAGGUCAACGGCAGCCCGCAGCAGUGCAACCACUACAAGUACCAGCAGCCAACUGAUAAUGGGCCUCACAGAAUCACUAAAAGCAGGUCGGCGGGAGGUCAGCUGUCCUCGUCCGGUCUCCACGACAACAGAACCCACUCCUCCUCGCAGUUCGGCGGCCAUCCUCUGUUCUCCAAACCGGGCGGCGGGGAGCGAGACCGUGAGCGGGAGCACCGCGAGCGUCUGGCCCAGUCGUCCAGGCUGUUCUGCCGACCCGAACACAGAGACGACAUCUGGAACCACCAGCGCCGCCGAUCCGCCGGAUCUGAUGUUACCGUUUCCUGUCUGCAGACUUCAGUCAUGUAACAGGCUGAUUAGAAAACCAGACCUGUAAACAUUGUAGAGAAAUCUCCAGGAGAAAUCUUCCAGAGGAAACCAGGUUUCUCUCAUUCCGGAUUAAAGAAACCAGGUAUCUGGUUUACACAGCAUUUGAGAGAUUGGCCCGCUGGAGAAAGCCGACUGUAACCUACAUGCACUUUCUUGCAUAAGUGCAUGAACUGAUCUCUGAUUUCAGCGUUUCUUUUAACACAACCUGAUCUUAGUCUGAAUUGUUUUAGUCUGGUUAAACCUUUAAUAAUCCCUAAAACUGGAGUUGUGGGGUUUUUUUAUGCAAACAGCAGUAUAACUAGAAAGAUGUGUGUGUGGAGGAGUGUGUGCAGUACUUCAAGUUUGUACUUAUUCCUGUUGUGUCAUUAAAAAGGUGGUGGAAGAUGCAUGAGGCAGCCCUACAACUACUACUACUACAACUACUACUACUACUACUACUACUACUACUACUACAUAUGUAGCUAUUGUGUUACCGUGAAAGCAUGCUUCAUAUGUAGCAAAAAAAAGCAAAGUACUUAUACUGUUAUCUUGUACUACUAUGUGUACUUUUAUAGCAGAGCGAGGUCUAUUUUAAUGGUACAGUAUUUGAAGGACAGUUGCACUAAACCAACAAAGAGCACUUAAGCUUGGAGCGGUUGGAUUUCAUAUGAAGGGAGUGUUGUUAAACUGGACAAUCAGCAGGGUUCAUGCACAGGUUUGGAAAAGUCUGGAAAAUAAAUGUGAUUACUUCUGUGUUUUGGAAUGUUUUUAGGAGAAAAAUGUGCUCUGAAAUAUAGAGAGAGAGAAAAAAGUGGUUGAAAAACAUAACCGAACAAGUAUUCUAACUGCAGUGUUAGUUUGAUUAUGACACUACUACCUUUCUCGUCGGUAGAGAUUAAAGUUAGUUUUAUGUUGUGUAAAAAUCUGUUUUCUGCGCCAAGUUUGAUAUCCUAAUUUAGUUCAUCAUGUCUGUCUGUAGGGAUUUCCUUUUUGCAGAAGUGAUCUCUAGUUUUGUGCCUUCACUGAAAAACUCUGUCGUCUGUAUAACACUGUGCAAAAUGCAAUACUGUGAAGAACUGGAAUACUUUUUAUGUUGAAAAUGUGUCGGUCCGUGUGGUAACCAUCGAAGAUUAAAGAACAAACAU